This is a messenger RNA of Rotaria sordida, 2082 nucleotides long. The record is from the annotation of a GenBank genome assembly. Lineage: Eukaryota; Metazoa; Rotifera; Eurotatoria; Philodinida; Philodinidae.
AUGCUUGCACAAAGGAAUUCAAAUGGAUGGUCAAAACGUAAUCGUCUUGUUCGUGAUAUUCCUGUUGAUUGUCUCGUCUCAAAUCAAGAAAAUAUUAGUAUUGUAUGGUUUAAUUCAAUGUUAGCAGAAACAGAUCUUUCUGAUUUAUCGUUUACUCAUCUUCGUACUCUUAAUGAUUAUAUUUUAUUUUAUACUCAGAAAUCUUUAUAUCUGGAAUAUUUAAUGUCAAAACAUAAACAAAAUGACCAUAUUAUUGUUAUAUUACAUGAUAUUGAAAUUCUCGAUCAAACACAAAAUUGUGAACAAGUUCGUGCCAUACUGUUGAUUAUGACAGAUGAUGACAAAAAUAAAAAUAUUAUAACCGAACGAGAUUAUAAAAAAGUUGUUGGUAUAAUUGCUGAUCAAAAUUCAAUAUUUGUUAAACUACAACAAAUAAUUGUCGAUGUCGAACAUCAAGUUGCUCAAAAUGUCGGAGAUGUAUUUAGUACAUUCAAUCGACAAGAAAGAACUCUACGAGAUGUUCGACAUGAAUUGGCUGUUUUUAUGUGGCGUCAAGUUUUCAAAAUUAUGGUCAAAACAAUGCCUCAUACACUCGAAGCUCGACAAGAAUUGAUUGAUCAAUGUCGUUUAUAUUACAAUGGAAAUCAAAGUCAACUGGCUCAAAUCGAUGAAUUUGAGCGUAACUACAAUGCAAUCAAUGCUGUUCGAUGGUAUACAAAAUCAUGCUUUCUCUUUCGUUCGCUUAAUAAAGCUCUUCGUACGGAAGAUGUAGGAAGUCUGUAUAUAUUCCGAUAUUUUAUCAAUGAUCUAUGCACAAUUCUUGAAGCAGCUCAUGAUGAUAAGCGUAACAUAAUACAAGUUUAUCGUGGCGGUCAAAUGAGCAAAGAUGAAAUAGAAAAUUAUAGUGUUGGUACUAUUGUAGCAGCUAAUGGUUUUCUAUCAACAUCUCGUGAUUUACAGGUUGCUCAGCUAUUUAUAGGAUUAGAUAUGAUAACAGGAAAGUCACCAAGUCAAAGUCGAGAUGAUCAACAACAAUUUGUUCUCUUCAUAAUCAAUACUGAUUGGGAUCGUUCACCAGAUAUAAAUGUAGCUGAUAUAAGUAAUCAAAGUGACUUUCCAGAUGAGAAUGAAGUUUUAUUUGAUAUGGGUACAACAUUUGAAAUAACUGCAAUCAACUAUGAUUGGGAACAGUAUUUAUGGCAUAUAGAAAUGCAACCAUCGAUGGAAAUUGCCCAGUUGAAUCGAGAAUAUGAACAUUACAUUCAUCAACGAUUGGCAGAAACAAAUUCAACUUUACUUUUUGGUAUUCUACUAACCGAUAUGGGAGAAUAUGAACAAUCAGCCAAUUAUUUUCAACAUCUUUUAGCAAAAAUGCCUGAUAAUCAUGAAGAUCGACCAAAUGUAUAUUAUAGUGCAGCACGUAUUUACCGUUUUACUAAUCAAUAUGAAAAAGCAUUGAAAUUUUUACGUCAUGCCGAACUUCUACAACGUGCAAGAUUACCCGGAUCUAAUUUUGAUUUAGCUCGAACUCUAGCUGGUAUUGCUAGUGUUUACUAUGAAUUACAAGACUAUCAACAAGAGUUAUUCUAUUAUCAACAAUCGAUGAAUAUUUAUCAAAAAAUUUUACCUGAGAACCACAUCGAAAUUGCUCGUACAUUUAACCGUUUAGGAUUUGCUUAUGCAAAUCAAAAACAAUACACUUUAGCAUUAACAUAUCUAUCAAAAUCAUUGUUUGUUUACAAUAAUACAGUACCUGAAGUUCAUCCGGACAAAGCCUUUCUAUUAUAUAAUACAGGUUUAGUACAUCAUAGAUUAGGACAUAUUGCUGAGUCAUUUGAUUUCUAUGAAAAAGCAUUGAAAAUGCGUGAGACAACAUUACCACCUUAUCAUCCUUAUAUAGGUCAGUCAUGCUAUCAAUUAAGUGUAUUAUGUGAAGAACAAAGUCAGUAUGAUUUAGCGCUGGAAUAUGCUUAUCGAGCAUUGACAAUCUACGAAAAGAAACCAUCGAAUAAUCAUAAAAUGAUAUGCGAUGUUCAGAAUAUAAUUAAACGUCUUCACAAUGAAUCAAACGUUCAAAUAUGA